AUGUCUCAACCAAACGGCGCACAGGCAGCACCUCGCUGCAACCACGAAGACAAAGUCGUCACAUCGACGACCACGCUCGUCCGCUUCCGCUGCGGAUCUUGCGACGCCGCAAACCUCACUCGCAUCAACGAGUGCGUCAAAUGCAAGCGCAAGCUCUGCGCUCGUUGCAAGGACUCGGCCGGGCAAGGUGGCACUGCCAGUGGCACUGCCGGCAACUAG
This is a messenger RNA of Baudoinia panamericana UAMH 10762, 219 nucleotides long. RefSeq lists its product as uncharacterized. The transcript has 2 exons. Bases 1 to 219 code for a protein of 72 amino acids. NCBI's taxonomy places the organism in Eukaryota, Fungi, Ascomycota, Dothideomycetes, Mycosphaerellales, Teratosphaeriaceae. The record is from RefSeq and is a predicted model, not a curated record.